UGGCGUUUGGUGAAUCAAGAACUGUGAGGUUUCAGGAUGAUCUUGAGACUGAGUUGAGACUAAACAAAGAAAGUCCCAUGUCAAAGCCGGCCUAUAAGAUGAAUGGCAAACAGAUGGAUUUAUGGAAGGAAAGGGAGCUUUCUAGGGUCUUCUCUGAGGAUUAUGAUACCACAGAGAAGUUGGUAUUGGAUCCCAGGGGACCAAGAGUGAACAGAUGGAACAAAAUCUUCUUGAUAGCAUGUCUGGUUUCUUUAUUUGUGGAUCCCUUGUUCUUUUACUUGCCAGUGGCUAAGAAAGACAAAUGCAUUGAUUUAUCCCCUCGCCUCGAAGUGUCCCUCACCAUAAUUCGCUCCAUGGUGGAUGCCUUUUACAUAUUCCAGAUUUAUGUCCGGUUUCAAACUGCCUAUGUUGCUCCUUCCUCUCGCGUUUUUGGUAGAGGAGAGCUCAUUAUCGACCCUUCCAGGAUAUCAUCCAAGUAUCUUCAAAGAGACUUCUGGCUUGAUAUUAUGGCUGCCCAGCCCUUUCCUCAGGUGUUAAUAUGGCUUGUAAUUCCGAAUCUCAAGUGUUCACAAAUGAUUACUUCAAGGCAUAUACUACGCCUUGCAACCAUUUUCCAGUACCUUUUAAGGUUAUAUCUCAUCUUCCCUCUAUCAUCACAAAUCGUCAAGGCGAAGGGGGUAAUGAUGGAAAAAGCUUGGGCUGGGGCAGCAUAUCAUCUCGUGCUGUAUAUGCUGGCAAGUCAUGUUUUAGGGUCGUGCUGGUACCUCUUAGCCAUUGAAAGGCAGGAGGAGUGCUGGAAAAAAGUUUGUACUCUUCAACGCCCACAUUGCCAGUAUUAUUAUCUGGAGUGUGGCAGCGUUGGUGAUCCGGAUAGGGUAGCUUGGUUCAGAGCAAGCAAUGUCUCGGGUCUAUGUGAUCCCAACAAUAAUUUCUUUCAAUUUGGCAUUUUUGCUGAUGCGCUGACUCUGGGAAUCACGGGCUCCGAGUUCUUCAUCAAAUACUUCUACUGUCUUUGGUGGGGACUCAGGAAUCUCAGCUCUCUGGGACAGAACCUCUUGACAAGCACUCAUGUUGCAGAGAUUAAUUUUGCUGUGAUCAUAGCAAUUCUAGGCCUGGUACUUUUCGCCCAGCUUAUAGGCAACAUGCAGAUGUACCUGCAAUCGACAACCAUGAGGCUGGAAGAAUGGAGAACAAGAAGGACAGAUAUAGAGAGAUGGAUGCGCCACAGGCAGCUACCAUAUGAGCUGAAGAAAAAUGUUCGGCGACACGAGCAAUUCAGAUGGGUUGCCACACGUGGAGUUGACGAGGAAGUCAUUCUCAGAGACCUUCCUGCUGAUCUCAGACGCGACAUCAAACGUCACCUCUGCCUCAAUCUAGUCCGACAAGUACCACUAUUUGAUCAGAUGGACGAGAGGAUGCUGGAUGCGAUAUGCGAAAGGCUGAAGCCAUCUCUAUGCACCCCAGGGACAAGGCUCGUUCGCGAAGGUGACCCACUGAAUGAGAUGCUCUUCAUAGUUCGAGGUCGCUUGGAUUCACACACAACCAAUGGUGGCAGAACUGGGUUCUUCAAUUCCUGCAGAAUAGGGGCAGGUGAUUUCUGUGGCGAAGAACUGUUGCCGUGGGUUCUGGACCCUCGUCCGAGCGCAGUGCUUCCUUCAUCAACCCGCACAGUGAAAGCCAUAACCCAUGUGGAAGCUUUUGCACUCAUAGCUGAGGACCUACAAUUCGUGGCAGAUCAGUUCCGGAGGCUACACAGCAAACAAUUGAGGCAUACCUUUAGGUUUUAUUCCCAGCAAUGGAGGACAUGGGCUGCUUGCUUCAUACAAGCAGCUUGGUUUAACUACAAGAGGAGAAGAGAGGCCAGAGAGCUCAGGAAGAAGCAGAAUCAAUUGGCUUUGUCCACUGUGUCUCCGGGUUAUACCGCCAUGGAAUACUUCUCUGCACCUCUGCAACCCCACAUGGAAUACUCCACUAAUCUCACAAGGUCUCCCCUGAGAGGUGGGAGCUUGCGAUAUGGUUCUGAUCUUGACAUUCUUGGUUCAUUGAGGAAGCCUGUUGAACCUGACUUCACCAUGCAAGAUCCACGAAGCACUAUAUGA
Molecule: messenger RNA, 2099 nt
Organism: Neltuma alba
Lineage: Eukaryota; Viridiplantae; Streptophyta; Magnoliopsida; Fabales; Fabaceae
Product: protein CNGC15a
Exons: 7
Coding region: 78-2099 (673 amino acids)
Biological process (GO): transmembrane transport; potassium ion transport
Cellular component (GO): membrane
Molecular function (GO): voltage-gated potassium channel activity
Source: RefSeq, a predicted model, not a curated record